Molecule: messenger RNA, 4460 nt
Organism: Hippocampus zosterae (dwarf seahorse)
Lineage: Eukaryota; Metazoa; Chordata; Actinopteri; Syngnathiformes; Syngnathidae
Product: microtubule-actin cross-linking factor 1, isoforms 6/7-like
Exons: 4
Coding region: 51-1508 (485 amino acids)
Source: RefSeq, a predicted model, not a curated record
CUCCUCCUGUGCGAACAAUGCGAGGGUGCGCAUGAGGUAGACAGGGAAGAAUGAAUAACAGAUGUUUGGGGGACAUCAGGCCACGCAUGAUCACACAAGCACACAAGGAGCCGAGCUGCGCAUGUAAUCACAGCUUCAAUCUUUGUCAAGUGGAAUUGGUAUUUACUACAGUACUUUUAGUUAAAAGUUCCCCCCCCUCUCCCCGCAUCAUGGGUUGCUCAUCAUCCAGUGCGCAGAAUGUAGAUCAAGAAAAGAAACCAGGUACGAAGCCCGAAGAGAGCAAUGGAGGCCCAUUGGCUGUUCGGAACGGCAUCAUCGCAGAGACCAUUGAGAACAAAACACAGUUGUGUGAAAGUGCCUUAGCAGAUGAUCUUCAGCAGGCAGCUGACGAUGGCACAGGGGCAGCGGUAGUGGUUACGCAAGGCCAGGAGGACCUUCGCUCUGGGCAGGACCUAAUGACCGAGCUUGAGCCACAACCAGAUCCUUUCAGUGUUCAAGAGCCUGGUUCAGCUGCUGGCCCAGUAGAAGCCUCCAGUGACUGUGGAUUUGCUGAUGUUGCUGUAGAAGCCGUGGGACCUCAGAUGGUCAAAUCCCUUUCGGUGGAGGAGAUCCCAACCAUGGGAGAGAGUGUAAUGGAACAAGCAGAAGUCCAUUCCAUAGAAGAUUCUGAAACUUGUAAAACAGAGGUUCCUGUCCUGAAAGAUGAUGAUGUGAUAAAGGGUGAGGUACCUGCUACCAAAGAAAUACAUGCUGAGAGCCCUACUACAGAUAUUGAACCUGUCCGAGCUGAUGUUCCCGCUGUUGUCGAACUGGCAUCUGUUGUCCCAGCCUGGGCUUCUCCUGAAGCUGCCAACACUGUUGCUGAGCCUUUGGGAGCAAAUAUGCAGGAGGCAGUGCCUGAGGUCCCUGAUGAAGUGGUCCCAUUUUUAGAGACUGCAAGUGAAAGUUCUCUAUCGCCUCCAGCUUUAGUCAUACCUGAAUCUCCUGCUUCAACCGGGUCUGCGCCAAAUGAAGUUGAACCACCAGCUGGAGCAACAGCAGGAGAUGCUUCAGUCGAAGAUUCAACCACUGCUAAGUCCCCUGAGGCAAAAGAGGCGAUUAUAGAUACAGGAAUUGCAGUGGCGACCAUUCCGGAGAUGCCUCCUUUGGCUCGGCUUGGAGAUGAGACACAAGAUGAGCAGCGACCUACUGCCGAAGAGUCCAAUGAAUCUAUUGUGAUGCCUUCAGAAAUUGCUCAACAAUCAGAACCCUCAAGUCCUACAGAAUCAACCGCACUUCAGGAGCCUGCCUUGGUAGCUCAAGAACAAGUCCUCGAGAUUCCAGUAUCUUCAAGAUUACUUUUGGAAACCUCUUCAAAGGAAGCCUCAGAAUUUUCAUCAACCUUUGGAGCCUCUCCAUCUUCAGUGACAAGUGAUGCAGCUCAACCUACAGAAGUAGAAAUGGAAGCCAAUUCACCAGUCACUGCUGCUGAUCAAGCCUCUGAAACCUCAACUGAAGGUAUAAACUAAAAGAAGACCUUUUGGGUGCUCUUUUAUUGAACUCUGACAAAAACAAAGUUGAGACGUUUAGUUGACUCUUUGUUUGUUUGUUUGCUUGCUUGAUAAACCAAUAUGCAUGAAAUGGAGCUUCUUCUGCAUGUGUCAAGCAGGAUCUCAUUAAAUGUCAGUAAAAAUCAAUAGUAAUGCAGACAGAUUUUCACUCUUGGCUGUUUGGGACCGUUUAACUCGGUCCCAGAAUGAAAAUAUUAAAGCUGGCCAUCAGUUACAAAUGUCUGAGUCCACUGUCAUAAACCGGAAAUUAGCCUGCUAACUAAUAAACGGCAGGGUGAACGGCUUUUCACUUUUGCUUACACAAGUUGAUUCAUGGUGGAAUUAUUCUUGACAUUCUUUACUGUAUAGCAAUCAUGAAGUGAAUCGUGUAACGAAGUCAAAGUCUUCGUUGAGAAUGACAGCUACCGGAGAACUUGAUUUGGAGGUGUCAUUCUCCAUUUCAACCUGUUUAAUGGCUGACAAAUGCUGACAAUCAUUUUGGGGAGCGGUCCGAGCACUACGAUGUUAUCACCGACUGAAAUCGGUGACUAACCUGUGCAAAGUUGGUCAUUCAACACAUGUCCAAACACAUUUAGACUUCAGAGAAACAAACAACGGGAAAAGAGAGUUCUCUAAGCAUGUAAACAUUGAGUAAGGUUGACAUUCACUAUGGCAAAAGUUUGAUGAUUGUUGCCAUGCAGAAAACUAACACAUGGUUGGCUAGUAACCCCAAACACACAAUGAAUUGUUCCACUGUGUUUGAAAUGAAGAAUCCAACAACCCCUUGCUCGCAUACGGUCUUGUCUGAACUACAUUGUUUGCAGCAGACAAGACAUUGUUGGUCUCACACACACACGCACACACACACACACUCACACACACACACACACCAUGUAAUUCUUGUCUUGAGUGAGUUUUCCGUGGCAGCAUUUUGUCAGUGCAACAGACUCAGUCACGCAACUCUCACUGUGCACUGUUUAGGCCCUGCUGCUUCUUUUAUGUAAGACAAAUAUUCAGCAAGUCUAACCUGAUGGCAACCAGCCAGCCAGCCAGGCACAUUCUGAGAAUCUUGGGGCGUUCGGGUAUUCAGCUGGUUCAACUGCAUGAUAUACUAUGCAGUGCAGAUGCUUUAAGCCACCAUUAGAAAUGUAAAAUAUUGUUAUAUUUUGAAAAGGACAUCAUGGUUUGUCCCAUUGAAUCAUGGUAAUGUCUAGCAUUGACCACAUAAGAACAUUCAAAUUAGUGAUACAUAACGAAUGUUGAAUAUGCCUGUGCUGAGAAAGGGUAUGAAUCAUGUUGGGAAUUGAAUUGAAUGACUUUUACAGAGUACUGACUCCUCCUUAUUGUUUGGAAUGAUUCUGCGUAGGCUUCUUUUUAUUUCUUCAAAUCCUUUCCUGACAAGUUUGAUAAAUGGUUGGUAUGUAUGAAAUAAUCAAAGUUGAUAUUAAGUCAAUGGAAAAGAAAAAAAAAACGACAGACAUAAUCAAAUAUUUGGUGACCAUAGUAACCCUUUAGCUUCAUUUAUAGAUGAUUAACAAGCGGUCAGACGCCUCAAAUGAGAGAGACCAGAGUAGACACGGCUCCCUCUGCCACCUUGGCCGGGUGCAUUCCUUACCCUCACAAUUUAGAUGCUCAUUCAAGCAACACGUGGCAACACUUAACCAAUUGCAUCACUUUGCUGCUCUGUGUUAACCUCUUAAACGAGUGCAUUGUAUUUGUGUUGUUUAAAAAAAAAGGCAACCGCUUCCUUCAACAUAGGUAGCCAGUAAAGGAUGUCUUGUAAAUGAAAAUAUCAAUUGACUUUUCCUGUGUGUGUGUGUGUGUGUGUGUGUGUGUGUGUGUGUGUGUGUGUGGUUAGUAGUCUCAGCAGCAGAGUGCCAUCAGGGUAUGGAGAAGGAAAGGGCCAAAAAGGAAGACUGAAUUGGUAAGAAAAAAACAAACAAGUGGACUGUGACCCACUGUCUCCCGAGCCAGAAUAACAACUCGAAGCAUUAGACGCACAUUACUCAGUCAAACUAACCUCAUGUACAGUAAUAGCCAGAUGUUUGGGGCGGUAAUGCAGUUACAAUUACUAGUAGUCAUAAAUGUUCUUUUUUUUCUCCCUAAAUUAUCUUUCAGACAGAGGAAAACUGCUAAAAAAAAAGGAAAAACACCCAAAGCUACAAAUACAAAGGCAACCGAAGGAAAAAGGUGCUGCGGGAACAAAACCAACUUACCUUUGUCAGUAUCAUCUGAUCUGAUAAAUUAAUACUCAUUGUUGCUUCAUUUGUCAUUUUGUAGAACAGGUUUCAAACACGAAUAAUAAAACGAUGAACAUUCACAGAUAAAAACAGAUUAAUAGUGUCAGUAACAUGAUGUUCGGUUCCAAAAAAAAAAUCAUUUGUAAAAUGUUAGGUCACCUUUCAGAAUGGGCAGAAUUUGGUGUGUAUGUAAUAUGUUUGUGCUAUAAUUUCUACUUUGGUUGGUGUUUUAAUAUGAAAGUAUCUGGAUUUUUGUCUUGUCUGCCCCCAAACUUUUUUCUGAUACCCCUCUCACUCAUACCAGUUGAUGAUCCUCCCAAAGUAGACUGUAACACAACUAAUUUUAAGAUGAAAAUAAUGAAAUAAUUUUAAUGAUAAAUAAAAUACUUGUACGUUUAGCGUGAAAAAUGGACCAAACUAGCCAGAAUAACCUUUUUUUUAAAAGUAUUUUAAUAGCGUUACUAUUGCGGUGGAGGUCACAAACCGUUUGUGAAAUUGAACUCACCUUUCUCAAAUGUGUGGUGAGUCACAGUGACUUUGUGAUUUAACAAGGCUGGGCAAUUAUGCUUUCACAGGGGGUCCGAAAGGUAUGGAUUUUUUUUUGUGCUUUAAUAAAUUGAAUUGUCAUUUGAAACUGCAUUUUGUAUUUCCUUGGGUUGUCUCUGUGUGACAUUAAAAUUGAAAAACCUAC